Kalmanozyma brasiliensis GHG001 is the source of this 1509-nucleotide messenger RNA. Its product is annotated as Aminotransferase, class I/classII. The transcript has a single exon. Gene Ontology annotation, biological process: biosynthetic process. Bases 1 to 1509 code for a protein of 502 amino acids. Gene Ontology annotation, molecular function: pyridoxal phosphate binding; transaminase activity. Lineage: Eukaryota; Fungi; Basidiomycota; Ustilaginomycetes; Ustilaginales. The record is from RefSeq and is a predicted model, not a curated record.
AUGUCGCCCUCUGCCCAAGUCGUCAACGCCAACCCCAGUCCCUAUCUUGGGGAUAAGGUGGGCGACCUCGCCAACACCCCCGGAACGGUUCCUAAGGCGAGCCGUGUCGAUCCGGCUCGUUUCCUCAGUCAGAGCUCGCACGAUCGUCCUGCUUCUGCGAUCCGAUCCCUUUUCCCUGCCGAGCUGAUCCCCGGCAUGCUCUCGCUCCUCGCUGGCAAGCCCAACCCGGACACCUUCCCCUUCGACAGCAUCACCCUCAACGUCAAGGCCGACGCCGAGGCUGGACCCACGCAGCUCAACAUUACGGGCGACGACCUGUCCACUGCGCUCCAGUACGGUUCCACUUCGGGGAUCCCCAAGCUCGUCCAGUGGAUCACCGAGCUGCAGAUUCACAUGCACAAGCGCGAGGCCGUGACGGCCACGUCCAAGCUCAACGGCGUCGCUGGUCGAACGCCUUGGCGCGUCACCACGGGCAACGGAUCGCAGGAUCUGCUCAACAAGACGUUCGACGCGCUGCUCAACCCUGGCGAUGUCAUCUUGGUCGAGUCGCCCGUCUACACCGGUAUCUUGCCUUCGCUGGUCAUGCUUAAGGCGCGCAUCAUCCCCGUCGCCAGCGACGAGCAGGGCAUGAUGGCCACCCGACUCGCCGAGAUUCUGCAAAAGUGGGACACUGAUCCGCAGACCUCCUCGCUGCCCCGUCCCAAGUGUCUCUACACCACGCCUACGGGAGCCAACCCGGCGGGCACCACUGCUUCCGACGACCGCAAGCGUCAAAUCCUCUCGCUCGCGAGAGAGUACGACUUCCUCGUGCUCGAAGACGACCCGUACUACUACCUCCACUUUGAGGGGCUCGACCAGGACGCUGUGACGCGUCCACGAUGCCGCAGCUACUGGUCGCUCGAGGAGGAGCACCGCGAACGAUGGGGAACCGGCCGCGUGAUUCGCUUCGAGAGCUUCUCCAAGAUCCUCGCUGCCGGCUUGCGACUCGGGUUCGCUACGGGUCCGAACGAGAUUCUCGACGCGGUGGAUGCCAACACGGCCAUGUCGAACCUGCAGCCCUCGGGUGUCGCCGGCGCGGUGGCAUAUACGCUGCUCCACCACUGGGGCAUCCCGGGUUUCCUCCGUCACGUCGAUAAUGUUGCGCGCUACUACGCUAAGCGUCGGGACAACUUUGAGGCCAAAGCACAGAAGGUGCUGGCCCAGGCGGGUGUUGCGCAGUGGGUGACACCGGUAGCAGGCAUGUUCUUGUGGCUCAAGCUCAACCUUCCUGCCAACGAGGGCGAGUCGGAGGGAGACAGCUUCGCGUUGAUCUCCGAAAAGGCCAAGGCCAAGGGCGUGCUCGCCGUGCCCGGUGUCGCCUUCAUCCCCGAUGGCAGCAAGACGUGCUACGUCCGCACCAGCUUCAGUAUUAUUCAGGAGGAGGAUGUCGAGGAGGCAUUCAACAGGUUGAGGGAUACCGUGCUUGAGGCGUGGAGCGAGGCCGACAAGGUCAUGCCCAAGGCGGCCUAG